Pecten maximus is the source of this 1438-nucleotide messenger RNA. RefSeq lists its product as uncharacterized. The transcript has 7 exons. The record is from RefSeq and is a predicted model, not a curated record. Bases 158 to 1018 code for a protein of 286 amino acids. Lineage: Eukaryota; Metazoa; Mollusca; Bivalvia; Pectinida; Pectinidae.
AAGGAAGAACAAAUGGAAUAUGAGUAUUCGAAGUAAUUCGAUUCAGUAUUGUAAGGGGAGAAACAAUGGCGUGACAACCAAAAGGGCGAGUGUAUCAACAUUCUGGGAUGGAUUUAUUAACCGGAUAUUGAUGCUUUCCGGUUGAUCCAAUGACGUCAUGACAAUGGAGGAUGAGGCGGUGAUCAUCACCCCUUGGUCAGAGUAUCUUAUCACCGCCAAACACAUCAAGGACUGCUCCCUCCAGCCUCACUCGCUUCCUUCGUACAUCGCCUGGGACGCCAUCCUUCAUCUUGCACCGGAAACGGACGAUCUACGUCACAUAAUCGCCUCCAGCAAAAAUGGUCAUAUACUACGAGUGGAUACAGAACGUGACGUUGAAGAACUGUCAGAUCUACUUCUAAACCGCCCACUGCUCAUGCGCGUAACCUUAGUUCACACUAUGGUCGCCAGCAAAUACAGCGCAGACACCGUGUCUAUAUGGGAAGGUGAUUAUGCAGUCAUCCUAAACACACGUCACCAGACCAUUAGAACGCAGCUGCGGAAGGCGCUGAAGGACGCAAUCACAUUCGUAUCAACCAGAUGGCGCUUCUGUAUAGAGAUUGACCUAUCUGAUAUCAUCGAGGGCUGGUACCUGCAGACAAUAGAUGUUUACUCCGGAUGUGACGACUUCCAGACGACAAAAUGUCGGCGCAGCCGGAUAUACGUCACCAACCACAUGACCUACAAUCAUUGCUUUGAUUGUUCGCCGAAAUGGUGGUUGUGUUUUAGCCCAUGUUGGUUGAUGACAGCUCCUUGCUAUAUUGGUUAUCGCCGCUUGACAUGCAAGGACAUCCGUUUAAAGCUCAAUGCCAAGGUAUCCCCCGUCAGAUGUCUCCGGCGGACUAGCAGCACUUCCGAAGAUACAAAAUCAAAAACGUCUACGAUCGUCAACUACAAGAUGGAGGAUGACAUUACGACUACUUCCUCUUUAAAAGGUCAUUUCCGGCCGGACGAGAUGGCAUCUUACGGAGCUGUGUGACAUUUUCCAAUUAGAGGUUCUACCUCUUCCGGAACGCAUGGGAAGUGACUUUAAAAUGCAUUAUAAUACAUAACGUCCAUAUAUAUGUUUGUAAUAUUGGUGCAAUCGUUCUUCUCUAUAAUAUAUAUUGAAUAUUGUUCAAAUUAUAUGUAUAAAGAAUAUUUUUAUUUUUUCUCGCGUAUGCUUCUGAUUAAAGUGUAACAUUUGAUACUGGGUGAAAAGUUUCCUGUUCUGAUAUAUUGAGAUACAAAGCUAUUAUAUCCACGAGCAGUCUGUAUAUCACAUAAAAUAACAGCGAUAUUUAUUUUAAGUGUAUUGUAUAUAUAUUAAACUGCGGUAAACAUGCUAAAAACUGAGUUGUCGUCAAAGUGUAAGCAUUGUCAAUACAAAUGCCAUCUUUAAAUACAAUGCCGUUCAUUA